UGGUGAGGCCUGGUUUCUGAGUCUGCGUUUUCGGUUCCUGGAAAGUCUGUUCGGCUUGAACCAUGUGCGGUUCCGGUUUGUUGGGGGCCCCGUUCGGUUUGGUGUUUGGCGGUUCCAGUUCGCCACGGUUCGGUUCGCAGUUCCAGGAUUUAUUUUGCUGAGGGGGGCAGUGGAAAUCAAUUCAAUAAGUCUCAAUAUACUGUUUGCCCAAUCCAUUUUUGUCAGUUCUUUCAGUGCCCCUAGUCUGGGUGCGGUGGGGUGUAGUGUCGGUGUAGGUUUUGAAAAUCAAAUCAUAGUUUUGAUGGCAUUGAUCAUUUGUUGCUGAAUUUGCAUGUGAACACGUGUAUAUAUAUAAUCUUCCAUGAUGCAUGCAGGACAAUGCCAACUUGUUGAGACCGCUGUUGCUGCGUUUGGUUGAUUCAUUGCUCAGGCAAAGGGCAUUGCAGCUCUUGCACCAGAUGUUGCAGCUUUCCUACAGACCAUGUGUGAUUUCAUAUAGUUCAGCUAUCAGUUCCUGCACUGACAGUGUCCAGUGGAGUCAAGCCCUUCACUUGCUUCAACAAGCAGCAAGCAGCAGUCUGCGUUUGGAUGUAUUUACUUACAAUGCGACGAUAACUGCCUGUGAAAAGGCAUCUCUGUGGAGCCAAGCUCUCCUUUUGUUGACCGAGAUCGAAGUGACUCGUUUGGAAGCCGACAGCAUUUCCUUUACAGCGGCAAUGGCUUCUUGCAAGGCCGCUGGUCGCUGGCAGCCCACAUUGCUGCUCCUAGCAGAAGUGAGGAAGCGUGGUCUCAAGGUAGAUGUUACUAUGCAGGGGCUUGUCCUCUCUGCCUGUGAGAAAGUACACAAGCACCUGCUAGCAAGGCAAGUUUUGGCCCUCGUGGAGAACACAAUGCUACGGUCGCUCAAACGCCAUGGACGUAGUUGACCUACUCGUGAGCUUUCUAUUCAUGAGCAAAAGAGCGAUGAAUACAACAUGAGAAUGGCGAGACCGUUCAACAAAAGGAAGUGUUUUAUGCCAAAAAAGGCUGAGCCGGGACCGGCCCAGCCACAGUUUGAGAAUCUGAAAGGAGUCCGUUUUGUACAAGGAGUUUUCAAUUCACGGUUAACCCUUUCCUCCGGUCUCACAUAUCCUUUCUUGGAUUCCAGGCGAAAGAUGGUGAAAGCAAUUUUGCCUGUUUGAAGAAGCAUGUUGCUUCUUUUUUCCAGCCCCACGUGUGGGGCAGGUGUCUCUUGUUGUUCAAGGCCUUUUCGUCAUCCAAAGGAUGACGAGAAGAAGAGUUGAGCAACUGAGGUGGAGCUAUCACCUUUUUAUAUACGUCGCGCUCAGCUCUUGUAAAUCUGUUGAAGCUUUAGUGCGGAAAA
This is a messenger RNA of Durusdinium trenchii, 1363 nucleotides long. The record is from the annotation of a GenBank genome assembly. NCBI's taxonomy places the organism in Eukaryota, Dinophyceae, Suessiales, Symbiodiniaceae.